Messenger RNA from Oryzias melastigma (Indian medaka), 1498 nucleotides. It is a transcript of the gene fam241a, whose product is annotated as family with sequence similarity 241 member A. Gene Ontology annotation, cellular component: intracellular membrane-bounded organelle. The coding region runs from base 157 to 528 and encodes 123 amino acids. The record is from RefSeq and is a predicted model, not a curated record. The transcript is spliced from 3 exons. NCBI's taxonomy places the organism in Eukaryota, Metazoa, Chordata, Actinopteri, Beloniformes, Adrianichthyidae.
AUCUAAUGGGAUAUAUAUAUAAAUAAAUAAAAAAUAUCUAUUUUUUCCCUUUUUGUGAGCGUGAUUACGUCACUAAUGCGUGGCGUUCCUCCACCCUUACGCUUCCGGUCAGCUUGCCGUGAUCUCCAAAGUCGGAUCCGGUAAGCCCUCAGAAACAUGUCCGUAGAACGGCAGCCCGGGGAGCGCCCGGACUCCGCAGACCGACCGGAACUGGAGCGCCUGAUACUGGAGGCCCGGAACCGACCGAGACCAGCGCGGGAUGGCCGGGAUCCGCACCGGGUUGAUGCCAACCUGACCCAGCUGCAACCUGCAGAGGAGCCUCCGGAUGACUGCGAGCGGAUGGGGACGCUCUUCGGAAUGAUCAAUAAGUGCCUGCGCGGGAUCGGCUUCAGCCACAUGUACUUCGGGAAUCAAACCGUGGAGCCAGUGGUGAUCAUCUUCUUCUGGCUGCUGCUCUGGUUCCUGGGCAUCCAGGCGUUGGGCCUGGUGGGAACACUAUGCAUCAUCAUCAUCUACAUCCAGGACUGAUCCUGUCAGAGGAGCGCCGCCUGCUCCUACACGCGGUAUCUGGUUGAUGCGGAAGACCUGUGGACGUUUGAUUCAGUGGUUUGAGGUUUGUUUGGCCGGAGAGUGCCCAGAACCGGGCCUGAUCACAGUUCAGCCUGCCGGCCGACGGGGUUUCAUGAACCAGAACCAAACAGUCUGUCCACCUCCUUUCAUAAAAGAGCAGCAUCAGUUUUUCGGAAGACCCUCUGGGCGUCAGGAGAUGCUGUUUCAGCAGCAGCUCUGCAGGAUUUCCCCCAUCUAAGCCUGACUUUGUUCUCCAAUGUGUGCGCUCACACGGAAGCCCCUGACAGUCAGCGGUACUGUCAUGCUCUGAAAAGUUCAUGUUAGUAACGGGUUAAACAUCAGAGGUUCUCACAAAGCUGUUCUUUUAUCUUCUGGAGGGAAUAAACGAGCAGAGAUGUAUGAACUGUCUGUCUGGCACAUGUUCCAGUCCAGGUUGGACCUGAGCACAGCUGUAUCAGCCCACUGGAGGAGGUCAUGACCCGAGUCCGGCCUUCUGAUCAGAACUGCUGACUAAUCCAAUUCAGUCUGUUUCUCUAUCAGCUCUAAUGAAAGUUUUUCUUUGCUUUUUCCAACUUUGAGGGGACCGGCAGCACAAAUGCCACCUUCCUGAGGGGCGGAGUCACGGUCCUUUUGUUAAGUUGAAGCUUCAUGCUGAGAAUCAAGCUGAAACAGCACGGCUGAAGCCGAGCCGGUUCCAAAACACUCACUAGUGCAUGUGCCGAGCUGAUGAGCAUUAAUAAUACAUCACUGUCUGUUAAAGUGUUCUCCGUCUGUGGGUUCUAGGGAAGUCAUUUCUAUGAUAUGGUGAAAGUGCCUGUGGGGAAGCUGGUGUCUGUUUCUGUCUACACAUGAAUAAUGGAUGACUCCAACCAGAAUGAGCUGCUUCUUACUGAUCAAUAAAACUACUCAACUGGGUUUGAAGCAAAGA